Molecule: messenger RNA, 725 nt
Organism: Aspergillus costaricaensis CBS 115574
Lineage: Eukaryota; Fungi; Ascomycota; Eurotiomycetes; Eurotiales; Aspergillaceae
Product: putative membrane protein
Exons: 4
Coding region: 16-642 (208 amino acids)
Biological process (GO): fatty acid elongation; very long-chain fatty acid biosynthetic process; sphingolipid biosynthetic process
Cellular component (GO): endoplasmic reticulum membrane
Molecular function (GO): 3-hydroxyacyl-CoA dehydratase activity
Source: RefSeq, a predicted model, not a curated record
CCUCAAUCCGACAAUAUGCCCUCCCUAAGAACAUCCUACCUAGUAACCUACAACACCAUCAACGCCCUCCUUUGGGUCUACAUCUUCUCCUCCAUCAUCCUCUCCCCCUUCCAAUCCCCCCAAACAACCUACGCUACCCUCGAACCCUGGACAAGAUGGACCCAAACCAUCGCAAUUCUUGAAAUCCUACAUGCUGCAUUAGGCCUAACCCGCUCCCCCAUCUUCACAACCUUCACCCAAAUCUUCGCCCGCAGCGUCCAAGUCUGGGCCAUCAACUACGCCUACCCAGAGACCACCAGCCCCUCGCUAGCAUACAAGUACAUGCUAUUGGCAUGGUCCUUCGCAGAUGCAAUUCGGUAUUCUUAUUUCGCGGUCCUGAGUGCCGGUGCGCCGGUGCCGGGUUUGUUGAGGUGGUUGAGAUACUCCCUCUUCCUGAUCCUUUACCCCAUCGGCAUCGGAAGCGAAUGGUGGCUCAUGUUCCGGGCGCUGCGCGUUACGAAUAGCAUACCUGUUCAGGCGUUGUUCGUUUUCUUUCUGUUUCUUUAUGGGCCUGGUUCGCCCAUGAUGUAUUCGUACAUGGUUAAGCAGAGAGGGAAGACUUUGGCUGGUGGUAAGGAGAGGAAGGAGAAGCAGAAGGCGUGAGUGUCUGGUUGGUUGGUUGGUGGAUGCAGGAGGUGGUUGGUUAGUUACAUACUAACAUUGCAGAGGAUGGAUGUGGUUGGCGG